Molecule: messenger RNA, 1860 nt
Organism: Phytophthora sojae
Lineage: Eukaryota; Oomycota; Peronosporomycetes; Peronosporales; Peronosporaceae
Exons: 3
Coding region: 1-1860 (619 amino acids)
Source: RefSeq, a predicted model, not a curated record
AUGAUGCGCGAGCGCCCAGAGACUUGGGACUUCAGCUGGAUGGCCGCGGCCACCCAUAGCCUAGAGACGUACGAGGCCGCCCUGGAGACGUCCGAGUUCCCGAGUUUGCUGCUGGCGGCGCUGGACGAGCUGCUUCAAGCACCGGAAGCCAAUGCACUUCCGCUCCAAGAGCUGACCGACGUCUUGCUGCAGAUGAUCGAGUUCCCCAUUGACCUGGAGCUUCCUCAGGAGACCGUGGCGACACUGCAUUCGGCCAGGGACUGGGCCAUUCAGACGCUGCUGGACGUCCAUACUGCGCGACAGUGCAAUGAGGACAUUCUUCAGGCCCCGAUCAUGUCGGUGUCGCUGCAGCAGAUGCAGACAAAACUGUUCGUGUCGGCGCCAUGCAGACAAGCGGACGUGCAGAUGGAGCUGCACCAGUCGCUGCUGGCGGCACUAAAGGCCGAAGAGGAGACGGACACAGUGUCCGACAUGCUGGAGCUGUGUGCUAACAGUCUAGAGGACGACGCCCAGUUCCUGCAGUUCGCCGAAACCGCAUUGUCGGGCAAGGCCGAGUCGCUGGCACUUGGCGCCGCCUUCCUCCAACGCCUGCUUGAUCGACGAUCUAUGCACUUGCCACCUGACGAGCAGUUGAACGAAGGGAAGACUCUGCGAGGGCAACGACUAUUUGAUGCGCUCACGUUGGGGAGCAAAGUCCGUGUGUGGGCCAACCACUUGCCGAGCUGGCGGUCGCAGCUCCAGACGUGGAUGCUGGAGGUUCAUCGUGCACCGUUCAAGCCGAUCACCGCUGUGCUGCCCGACGGUUGGUGGCUUGAAUGUGAAUCGGAUGCUGAUGCCCCGGGUUGCGUUGCUCUUACCACAGCGUGCCAGCGCCAUUCUCACUUAUACGUGACUUUUAUCGAGUGGUGUCGGAGUCACGUGGACUUGCUCUCAUCGUGCCGAGCCUCGGAGCUCGCUAGUGUGUUGUCCGAAAGCACACGGCCCCAACACGUUGCUCGCUUAUUUAACCGCAAGAUGUUGAGCCAGGUCCCGCUGUUGGAUCACUCACCAAAUGGACGAGGGUGGUCCUCCAACCAGCGAAACCGAGCGUUCUUGGUGAUAGGCAGCAAUCUGGAGCAACUCCAAACUGCGUGCCCCGCUUCAGACAGUGUGUGGCAGUACGAGUGGAUCGGUGUGGUAGAGCGUCCUCAACUUCUUCACGAAGCACUGGAAAUCUCGUUUCCCAUCGACUCCAAUGGCCACAUGAACGAUGAGGCUCUAGCUGUCUGUCGCAGCGCCGCGCAGUUCUUUGGCUGGUUUUAUUCCUACUCAAGCGCUGAGUCCGCAAGUGAGAUCGCGGCGCUGGUCUCGCAAAUGUCGUCCGAGUUGAAGGUGUCAGACGUUCAGAGUGGUGCGCAGUGGCUGAGACGGAGUCGUCCUGCCUUCGGCGUACUCCCGAUUGUGCGGCUUCGUCUCGUUUGGUUUUGGCUUCUGAAGAGCAUCGACAUCUCGCUGCAGACUUCUGGAACAGCAUGCGACACCACCAUCGCAGCAGCGACGACCGAUGUACUGGAGUCGGUCGAGUACAUUUUCCGUCGCUUCACACCGCCCAGAGCCAAGAGACCCUUUCAAGUGGAGCUUGUGACGCAGUUACUUGUCGAACUCGAGUGGCGCGCACGGAAUGCCAACGCGGAGACCAAGCUUGCGUUUUUGGAUCGAAUUGAACCGCUCCGUGCCUGGCUGACGAAGAUCGUGCAGCUGAUGCAGCUCGAGGAGCAAACAGCUCAGCAAAAAGACGGCCGCAGUCGCUUCGGCACUCGCAGGAGUUCGGCUCAUGACGUCGAGCACUUGAUCGAUCGCCUCGAACAGUUUUCUGUGUGA